UGGGUUGCUUUCCUUUUGCAGAUAUAUGUCCCAACUAAUCCUCGGGGUGCAGAGUCAUUGCCACCAGGGAUUGUGGUCUCAGAAUCAGAUUUUUAUUUACGAAGGUUGUGGGGUGAACCAAGUGAGGAUCUGACAAAGAAGCCCAAGUACUUGGUUACAUUUACAGUUGGUUUGGAUCAAAAGAACAACAUUGAUGCAGCAGUCAAAAAGUUUUCAGAGGAUUUUCAAAUUUUGCUUUUCCAUUAUGAUGGUCGAACGAGUGAGUGGGAUCAAUUUGAAUGGUCCAAGCGUGCAGUUCACAUCAGUGUUAGGAAGCAGACAAAAUGGUGGUAUGCAAAGAGGUUUUUGAAUCCAGAUGUUGUAGCUGCCUAUGAUUACAUAUUUAUAUGGGAUGAGGAUCUUGGAGUUGAGCACUUCAAUGCAGAGAAAUACAUUCAACUGGUUAAGAAACAUGGUCUUGACAUCUCUCAGCCUGGUCUUGAACCCAACAAUGGACUCACAUGGCAGAUGACUAAGAGGAGGGGUGACAGAGAAGUUCACAAGGAUACAGAAGAGAAACCAGGCUGGUGCAGUGAUCCACAUUUGCCUCCUUGUGCAGCUUUUGUGGAAAUAAUGGCUCCUGUAUUCUCUCGAGAAGCUUGGCGAUGUGUUUGGCAUUUGAUUCAGAAUGAUUUGGUGCAUGGAUGGGGAUUGGAUUUUGCACUAAGAAGAUGCGUAGAGCCUGCUCAUGAAAAAAUUGGUGUGGUCGAUUCACAGUGGAUUGUGCAUCAAGUUAUUCCUUCUCUGGGGAAUCAGGGUCAGCCCGAGAAUGGCAAAGCUCCCUGGGAAGGGGUAAGAGAGAGAUGUAGAAAUGAGUGGGCUAUGUUCCAAGACCGGUUAGCUAAUGCAGAUAAAGCGUACUUUGCCCAGCACGAAAAAACUCGAGUAUAACAUGCCUCCGGAUGUUCUGUACAUUGCUUCUUUCUCCUUUUUUUUUUCCAUUUCUAGGGGUUUGCCUAUUCUUUUUCUCAGUAUCUGUUCUUUUUAGUAUUAUCUUUUCUUUCAAUAUUAGAGUAGUGAAAUUCUAUGUAGCUAGUGAACACGCUAAACCAUUAGAUAUUGGAAGGUUUCUUUUGCAUAGAUGAUACCCAAGAUUUGUAGUCUGA
This is a messenger RNA of Nicotiana tabacum (common tobacco), 1145 nucleotides long. Lineage: Eukaryota; Viridiplantae; Streptophyta; Magnoliopsida; Solanales; Solanaceae. The record is from RefSeq and is a predicted model, not a curated record.